GAAGAAUGUGAUAUAAUCAUGGAGUAGGUUAACACACAGACAAAACAAAACAAAUAGUACAUCUUUUUUUAAAAUAUUAAAUUAAAACACUGCACUAUAACUAUAAAAAAUAAAUGUCGUUUAAACAUCAACCAAACAUUAGACAGUGAGCAUACACUCUACUCUGUAAAGAGUCAAUUCUGAAGGUUGAGUCUUCGACUUUCUCGCCGCUCUUGAACGCAUCGUAACGCUGCAGGGAGCAGCAGGACGUCCACACUGAGCUGCCUCCUCUAAAAGAUAGUCCUCAGUUAGCGUUGAGUCUUCAGUGUGCUCUGAGCUAGGGGAUCCUGUGAGACAGGAUGGAGGACAUCUGCUGUGGACUCACUGCACCGGCUGCUUCACUGUCUGCUGGGACUUUGGAAGUUCUGCGCGUCUUUUGACGACUACACAGUCGGGGGAAUGAGAGAAACCUCCGUGUGGUUUUAUGCAAAUAUACUUAGAAGGUGAUCAACAUGCAGAGUGUGUUUUAAGACUGGAGCACCAGCUGAUCUGGUGCUGUUUUUACUUUCCACGUGGAAUCAUCGACUCUGAUUUUCCCCUGAACCCCCGAAGCUGUCAGUGGACCGUCUGCUUGGAGAAAAGGACUGAACACGAUGUGAACCCGAUUUCCAAGUGCUGCUGUUCCCCCUGAACAUGUGCAACACGUUACCGCCUGCACACAGCGACCCACUGAGACACACUAGCCGCGCCUGGAGCUCUGGAUCCGGCUAAAACAUGUUUAUCUUGUGGGUCCCGGUGAGUUUGUUCCUCAGCUUCAUCAUUUCUCAGACGUGGAGCGUUCAGAUGUCGUGGGAUAACUGGGACACGGAGCAGCGCAACCGAGGGAAUGAGUUUGAUAAGCCGAGCUCUCAGCCCCACAUCGUUUUCAUCCUGGUGGAUGACCAAGGCUUCCGGGAUGUAGGGUACCAUGGCUCCGAGAUUAAAACCCCGACUCUGGACCGGCUGGCAGCGCAGGGAGUCAAACUGGAGAAUUACUAUGUGCAGCCGCUCUGCAGCCCGUCAAGGAGCCAGCUCAUGACCGGCAGGUAUCAGAUCCACACAGGCCUUCAGCACUCCAUCAUCCGAGCUACCCAGCCCAACUGCCUGCCCCUGGAAAAUGUCACCCUGCCCCAGAAGCUCAAGCAAGCAGGCUACUCCACCCACAUGGUGGGCAAGUGGCACCUGGGCUUCUACAAGCGUGGCUGCCUACCCACUCAGCGUGGCUUCGACACUUUCUUCGGCUCCCUACUGGGAAGCGGGGACUACUACAGUCACUAUAAAUGUGAAGGGCCCGGUAUGUGUGGCUAUGACUUGUAUGAAGGGGAAGAGGCAGCUUGGGAACAGGACCGUGGCUUGUACUCGACCAUGAUGUUUACUCGAAAGGCUAUCUCUAUCUUAGCUAAUCACAAUCCUCGCAGACAACCCUUGUUUCUCUACUUAGCCUAUCAGGCAGUUCAUUCGCCGUUGCAGGUUCCUGCCCGCUACCUCGAGCGCUACAAAGGCAUUCCAAAUUUGCAUCGUCGCAAAUAUGCUGCCAUGGUGUCUUGCCUUGACGAAGCUAUCCACAACCUCACGUCAGCAUUAAAACGCUACGGUUAUUAUGACAACACAGUUAUAAUUUACUCCUCGGAUAAUGGAGGCCAGCCUUUAGCAGGUGGAAGCAACUGGCCCUUGAGGGGGAGUAAAGCCACCUACUGGGAAGGAGGUAUUCGAGCAGUGGGCUUUGUUCAUAGUCCCCUGUUGGUAAACAAAGGGACAAAAUGUCGCUCUUUGGUCCACAUCACUGACUGGUUUCCUACACUGGUGACACUGGGUGAAGGGACUUUAGACGAGGAUCUAAAUCUGGAUGGGUACGAUGUCUGGGAGGCUAUUAGUGAAGGCCGCCCAUCUCCUCGCCAGGACAUUCUACACAACAUUGACCCGAUCUACAUCAGAGCCAAGAAUGGUUCAUGGAAAGCCGGGUAUGGCUUAUGGAAUACAGCCAUCCGGGCUGCACUCCGGGUAGGUCACUGGAAGCUCCUGACAGGUGUCCCCGGCUACAGUGACUGGGUGCCCCCGCAGACCUUCUCCAACCAGCGGCUAACCAAUCGCUGGCAUAAUGAGCGCGUCCGUUGGGACAGGGGUAAAUCCAUCUGGCUGUUCAAUAUCACAGCUGACCCUUAUGAGAGAGUGGACUUGUCCCAGCGCUACCCUCACCUAGUGAAGAAGAUGCUAAUGCGGCUAGCACAGUACAACAAGACUGCAGUGCCGGUACGCUACCCAGCUAAAGACCUGCGUUCUAACCCUCAGUACAAUGGGGGGGUGUGGGGACCCUGGUACAAAGAUGAAAGGGAGGAGCAAGAGGAGGAUGAGAGAUAUCAUAACUUGUUCACCAACCAUCUUGGAAAAAGAAGAUGGAGAAAGAAAUCAAAGAACAGAAAGUUGAAAAGGAAGGUAGAAGAGUAGCCUGCCCCAUUUGUGAAAGACUUUGGUUGCCUUUUCUCAGGGAUUGACACUUGCUGUUUCAGGAUUGUCCUCUUCAGACAUUUAAACUCCAGUUCAUCUUAACUUGACUCCACUAUGUACUGUAUGAAAAACAAUGCCAAUGGACCCUUUGAAAUGCCUCAAUACAAAAAGACAAUGCUUUCAUUCAAACACUGUUGUCAUGUCCAGACACAACAAAGACCUCAUGUUAGGGGAAUUUAAAGAAUGUUACUCUUUCUAGAUUGUGUUGCAUGCUUGAACUGUUGUCACCUUUGGAUUGUUCUGUAGAGUAGAAAAAUAAAUUGUUUUAGACAGUUGCCAUAUACUUUGGCGACAGAAAUAAAGUAAGACAUAGUUCUAUUAUGUUGUUGAUUACGGAUGUAGGAUUUAUGUGAUGUGUGAGUUGACUUAUGUAGAUUUUAUGAGCAUAGUCUGUCUAAACUUUAGAAUAAUAGAUUUUGUUCCCUCUUUUAGAUAAUGUCUGGUCUGGCACCAGGCCAACCUGAAUGUAAAGCAAGCUAACAAAAUAAAAGCCCCAGAAACAAAGCUCUUUGAUUCCAGAAAACUGUCAAGCUCGUCUGAUUUGGAUUUAUUCUAGGCAGAUUUCCUCUAUUCUUUUGACAAUAAGUACUAUGGUAAGUGGAUAGUUUUAA
Molecule: messenger RNA, 3134 nt
Organism: Centropristis striata (black sea bass)
Lineage: Eukaryota; Metazoa; Chordata; Actinopteri; Perciformes; Serranidae
Gene: arsj
Product: arylsulfatase family, member J
Exons: 2
Coding region: 754-2463 (569 amino acids)
Source: RefSeq, a predicted model, not a curated record